Molecule: messenger RNA, 1119 nt
Organism: Athalia rosae (coleseed sawfly)
Lineage: Eukaryota; Metazoa; Arthropoda; Insecta; Hymenoptera; Athaliidae
Product: probable D-xylulose reductase A
Exons: 5
Coding region: 1-1023 (340 amino acids)
Molecular function (GO): oxidoreductase activity
Source: RefSeq, a predicted model, not a curated record
AUGGAGUUUUUAAAUUUCAAUCCCAGGGACAAAUCGUUGAAGCUUGAAGAGGCUCCUGUUCCUGUCCCAGCAGAGAAUGAAGUUUUGAUCAGAGUAUCAUUCGCUGGUGUCAGUGAAACCGAUAUACAGACGAUCGAAGGUAGCUACCCUCGCAAAGAGAACGAGGACGCGGUUCUUUUGGGUCGUGAAAUUGUCGGUGUCGUACAAGCGAUCGGCUCAGCUGUUACCACACUUUCCGUUGGGCAAGCAGUAGCCGUAAAUCCAAACGAGGGAUGCGAUGUUUGUAAUUUUUGUCGGGCCGGCGGUUAUAAUCAUUGUCAAAAAGCCGGCGCGGCCUCGACGCCCGAAAUUUGGCGUAACGGAGGAUGGAGAACUCACGCUUUGGUCCCAGAGAAACAGGUUUAUUUGGUUCCCGCAGGGGUGACUUUAUCUCAGGCGGUACUAGCGGAGCCUUUGUCUUAUUUGGCUCAUAGCUGGGCCAAGAUUAAUCCGGUCGAAGUCGGCACCGGGACACUGGUGAUCGGCGCUGGUAUACUGGGUUUCCUGUGGGCGUCGCUCCUACACCUCCACGGACUGAGGAAAACCGUGACGAUAAUCGAACCGCGGAUCAAGCGACGAAAACUGUUCGAAAAACUCGAUUUGGGAUUCCGAGCGCUGGAUAUCGAUGACGUGAAAGGCGAGGAAUUCGACCUGGUGAUAGACUGCAGCGGUGCUGGUUCCGCAACGGAGACAGCUUUGACAUCCCUCGGUAGUGGAGGUCGUCUUUGUUUGGUCGGCUCUACAAACCCUCUGGCAGAGAUAAAAUUCAAACCGUUCCAGGCCACCAGGAAGGAAUUUUCUAUAAUUGGGGCGCACAUCAAUCAAUUCACAUUCGGAAGGACAUUGUCUCUGAUAACAGCGAUGGGUGACACGUAUCUCGAUUAUGAAAAGCUUGGAAUCGGUGUCUACAAACUUUCACGGUACGAAGAGGCUCUGGCAGCCGUGAAAACUGGAGAUAUUACCAAAGCAGUGUUCAAGUUUUAAAUAUCAUACGAUCAAAUUACAUCUGACGAUCCGAACAUUUUUUCUUUCACCUUCGCUUGAACCAAUAAAGAACGAAUAAAUUAAUCGUCGGCAAUA